AUGCUUCCAAACACCCUUCAUCAGCAUCACCACUUACAAGAAGACGACUCUUCCGGAAUCCUACAAUCCCUUCAGUCUACCGCUCCCGAACCACCUUCACCGAACACCCUCGACAAACACUUCGUGUUCCCACUCGAAAAACUUCCGCGUAACACUUCCUACCCGCUCAGCAUGCCCGUCCACGAGUCUCACAUCGCAAAGACCCGGGUGGCUGCCCCAAUUGAACGUUUGCCGGUUGAGAUCUUUGAUCAAAUCAUCCCCUACCUCGCCGUUGAAACUCCCACGAAUGGUUACACACCGCGAAACCGAGACCUUGCGUCGUGCCUACUUGUGUCUCGCACCUUCUACAAUAUGACUCUGUCGACUUUGUAUGCGCGAGUUACCUUCCCACACUCGUCGAUAUUCUCCAAGUUCCUUGCUCACAUCACCAAGUAUCCUGAGUUGGGCCAGCUAGUACGGCGGCUGGACUUUGCUCAGUUUACAGCGGUUGGGCUUGGACGGACGAGGAAGGCGCAGUUUGAGAUCAACAACCUCACCCAGGAGACAUUGCUGCGGUGCUUGAGCUUGACUCCGAGACUUAGAGAGUUUCUGGCUGUGGAGUCUAUGGACAUGGACGUCAACGCUGCUGUGAUGGAGAAGUUGUUCUUCGAUCUGCCCAUGCUCCAAGCUGUCGACUUCUGCGGAUCCGGCAUCACUUCGAGCUUCGUGAAGGAUAUGACUGCCGUGCUUUCUUCCAACAACCCACGCAUGCCUGAUGUCAUCGGAUUGAAGCGGGUUGGGUUCCACGGGUGUAACAUCCUGCCCCCGUCGGUGUUUGCUUCGCUCGUGCCGCGUCUUGGAAACGUCACCCACCUGGACCUGACGCAUACUGCUGUUACGGACGGCACUCUCCAUGCUCUGCCCCACACUGCGAGACUUACCCACCUCUCGUUGUCUAAGUGCAACAGACUUCGCGGACCAGCAGUCGUUGACUUCAUCGUCAACCACCCUGCGCUGAAGAAUCUCAUCUACCUGAAUCUUCAUUUCGAUACUAGCAGAUAUCGGCUUCUGUCGGUUGCGGACGUGGAUGAGCUGCUGCCACGCUUGCCCAAGUCUCUUCGUUCGCUCAACCUCUCCGGCGCGAAGAUCAACUCUUCGCACAUCCCCGAAUUGCGACGUCUGGCCGAGCACCUCGAGGAACUUUCCAUUGGCGGUGCUGACCUCACGCUCACGCAAAUAAAUGUUCUGUUCGAGAAGGGCGAAGAGGAUGAGCAGCGUCUGCGCGGCGGACCUCGCCAGUCCACCCUGCGCUACCUUGACCUCACUGGUGUCGCGUCAGUGACACCCGUGGGAAUCAUCUUAGCGGGCAGCAAUGAAUCACUCCUCCGUCGUGAUACAUUCCCGCUUCAAGUUCUCGAACUGAGCGAGAAGGUUACCGAUGGACUCAAGGAGCGCUCGGUCUCCGGCAAUCGGAUGGGCUGGGUGGUGAAGUCUGACAGUCGUCGCCAGUGGUACGUCCGUAGGAGCCCGGGAGUGGCUGCGGGCGGAGACCAAUUGGCCAAGGCCAUCGGCGAGGAUGAUGGCAGUAGGCCCUGGAAGAUGGGUGGAAAGUGGUGGGGUGCUCGCAAGAUUGGAAUGGCUGAGGCCGAGCCUACCGGACUCUACGGAUACUACUCUUACGGAAAGUGAUUUCGCCCGCCUGGAUUCAUUCUCGUGUUCGGCUGUACAAUAC
Tricharina praecox is the source of this 1711-nucleotide messenger RNA. RefSeq lists its product as uncharacterized. Gene Ontology annotation, cellular component: SCF ubiquitin ligase complex. NCBI's taxonomy places the organism in Eukaryota, Fungi, Ascomycota, Pezizomycetes, Pezizales, Pyronemataceae. The record is from RefSeq and is a predicted model, not a curated record. Bases 1 to 1668 code for a protein of 555 amino acids. Gene Ontology annotation, biological process: SCF-dependent proteasomal ubiquitin-dependent protein catabolic process. The transcript is spliced from 2 exons.